Molecule: messenger RNA, 2349 nt
Organism: Leptopilina boulardi
Lineage: Eukaryota; Metazoa; Arthropoda; Insecta; Hymenoptera; Figitidae
Exons: 8
Coding region: 777-2165 (462 amino acids)
Source: RefSeq, a predicted model, not a curated record
UAUUAUUUUCCUAUUUCCAAUUUUACGAUCACUUUUUUGCAUGGAUUCGAAAAAUCUUUCGGAUUUAGAAAAUUUAUAAGAUAAGAAAUCUUGGUACGUUGGCCGAUUUUAUAAAAAAUGUUCAUGUUUCGAGAAAAAAGUGUUUUAAAAUCAAUGUUUAUCAUUUUCACGAUCAGUGCCGUUUUUAUAGAGCGAUAUAAUUAAAGGUCUCUGUUUGCCAAAGAAAUUCAGAGACCGUUGAACAUCUCUUAAACUGUCAGACAAAUAUAAUUCAUUAUUAUUUUCACUAUUUUCUUUCUAUGAAUUACCAUAGAAGCAUAUAUAAAGUGUUGAAGUGAUGUGCUGCAUUCUGAAGAAAGGAAUACCGAAGCAAUAAAUUUUAGGUCAUGUUUAUGUAGUUUACUGUGAAAAUACACACAAAGAGAACGAGUUGCAUAUAUUUUUUAUUUCAUUCAAUUAAAUUACAAAUUUGGUUCGAAUAAAAAAUUUCUCGAGUAAAAGGCAGUGGCAGUAAGAAAUAUAUAUUUCUUGAAAAUUGUACAACAAUGUAAUUUAAACAAGUCGCAAUAUUCAGGUUUCAAAGGAUUCGAGGAAGGGAUUUUCAAGAUUUACGUAAUCUGUUGAUCGUUUUUUUCUCAUUCCCAGAAACGAAAUCACUAAAAGAGGGGAAAUUUGAAUCAUUUCCAACUGAAGAAUUAUUUAACAGAAAUUUACGAAGGCAAGAAAAAUCAACAGCACAUCGACAAAAGCGUCAAAUUCGGAAAGAGAAUGUUUGCAUGAAAUGUGAAUUGCCCACAUAUGAGGCAUCAUUGAAUCAAGAAAGAAGGAGAAAAAAAUCCAAUAAAUAUCAACAUUGUCCUUCUUGUAAUUGUCAUUUGAAUUACAACAACUAUGAAAGUAGAUACAUGGAAAGUAUGGCUAUGUUGGAAGAAUAUGAGAAUUAUUUGGCUAAUCCGCAGAAUUCAACAAUGAAAAGAAUGAAAACGCCUUUCUCAAUUCCUACUGGAAUAAAUUCUCGAAUGACAGGUGAAAUUCAGAGCUUUAAAAGAGGUCAAAACACGGAACAAAACCAAUCAUCAAAAAUCGAAUAUCCGGAGGAGAUGCAUACUGUGUUUAUGAAUAUGAUAAAUUCCGCUGUAGCAGAUGAAAAUGGAGAAUUUUACGAUAAGAGUACACACAGAAAGGAACACGACAAAGAAGAUGGACAGCUUCAAUACAAUCAGGAUGAGUCGGAGUUGGAUAGUGAUUGUUCAAAAAAGACUUUCAAAGUCCAUUGUCACUUGAAGAAGGAUAAGAGAGGUUGUUUCGAAAAGAUUCCCGAAUCAAUUGAAAAAUGUGAGAUCACAAGAAAUGAGGAGCUGAAGCACAAUUGUGAGGAACUUAAUCAGCUGACUGUGGAAACGAAACAAAUAAAAAGCCAAAAAGACAGUGACAGUCAAAAGAAAAAGGCAAAAUUUGACAAAUCUGCAAUUAUACGUCCUAAUGAAAUUUCAUCUGAUCGAAAGGUUUGCCGAAAAAGAGAAGGAAUGCAUCAACGACACAAAAUUGAACCGAGUACUAGUUGCCAUACACUUCCAAAGGACGAUAACGAUUCGGAUAACGAUAUUGAGGUGGAUUUUUUGAAGCAAUCGCAAUUGCAACAUGAAUUCAAAGGCAAUGGCAAUUCAAAAAUUUCACGUCAUUCUACUAUUGAGAAUUUACAAAUGGAAAAAUUGGAGAGAAAUAAUAUUGAAAUAAUGAGUUUGGCAAAGGAAAAUGAAUUUCAAUCUAAAAACAAAGCAUUAGCGGAAGACAGAAGGAACCUUUAUGGAGGUGGUGAUUUAGAUUUGCAUACGUGUAAGAGUUACAUUGUAGAUCUUAUUGAUAGAGCACUUAGCAAACAGUUGAGAACGCAUAUGGAUGAGAGAAAGGUUGACCUAAACAAGAAUUCACCAUCCUGGCAAGAAAUGUGUUUUGAGGUAACUCGAGCGCUUCAAGGUGAUUACUGUCAGUCAUUUACUCAGAACUUGGAUAAUUUUCAAGAGAAUAAUAUUGAUAAUGUAAAGCUGUUAAAGAGAUUUCGUUGGGCGUAUAUUAAACACAUUCAAGAACAACUUCGAAGUCUUGAAAAGAUAAUCGAUAUUUGUUCUCCUCGGCAUGCUGAAAAAGAAGCUGCAACUUCUUGAACAUUCAAUCCAAAAAAUAAUUUAACAUUACAGUUUAAAAUUUUUCGAGAAAUUCUAUAAACCUUUCUAAGGUACGCAAUAUACACAAAUAUAUAUAUAUAUAUAUAUAUAUAUAUAUAUAUAUCUAUAUUCUUUAUGCCAGAAUAUUGAUUGAUAUUGUCAAAUAAAUUUUUAAUAAAAUAAG